UUACAGAGUGCGAAGACUACGUCGUCCUUGGUCGAAGCUGUAGUGAUUGAUUACCUAUUGAACAUGCUCUAAUUGGACCAUCCUGGCUUUAUUCUACUCAUACAUCACAAAUAGUCGACUAACCAGACGCCAGCCGUUGUUUGCGAGCCAAACGAAACCAUAAGUGAAGUGGUUCCUGGGUGUCUGGCCGAACCGUACUCGCUCUCUGUGUCGCUCGCGGACUCGGACAAGAGGACCGCUUCGCUGGGUGCAGCACCCAACUCUUUCACUCCCCCAAACUCGGAGCAGCUGGGAAAUCGAAACGAAAAACUACAACUCCCGUAUAUUCGGAUGUGAGCGGUGUGUGCAGUGCGCCUUUCUGACCACGGAUGAUCGUGUGUGUCCUGUCGUGACCGAGCGGCCGAAGGAGUGAGAGAGAAAGUGUUCCUGUGUGUGCAUGUGUGUACAGCUUGUGUGUGUGUGUGAAAGUAGAGAAAGUUUACCGAGCGCAAACACACCGCAGCCCGUGUAGGGAAUCGUUCGAAUUUUAGAUCAACAUAUUGGCUGCCAGGUGAUCAAGGAAGCCCGAGCCACGGAGGGAGGAGCGCUUUGCCGUGGAACGGGAUGGAUUAGUGCAAACGGUUUCGUACGAAGUGGAUUGGUUUUUGCGAUUCGAUUGGAUUCGGAAUUGAAUUUCGAGACUCUGGAAGAUAGCAAACAAAAAAAAAAAAGAAGCAAAGCGGGCGGUGUGUACAACCGGAAGCUACCAUCACCACACCGCACACGGUCGGUGAAAAGUGUGACAAAAAUCAACCAAAGCAUCACAACUGCAUACUGCUUUUCCGUUCCAGCGCGAGCGGGUGGGUGGUUGGCCACGGUGCAGGUUUAACAUACCGGAAUCGAUGUCAACAUCCGCCGUGCCGCCGGCGGGGCCAGCGAAGAUGGGUGGCGGCGCCAGUGACCGGAAGCGUCCGGCAGCUGCACCGAUGCACGCCGGGCUGAAAAUAUGUAAAAUUGAAAUCGGAAAAUGUUUGCUUUUCGUCACGCUGCUAACGAGUGUUUGCUUUCAAGGCGCCCGCGCCGACGAGGGCGAUGCUGGGGCGACCCCGGCCGAUCCGCAUCCGCCGCCAACGAACGAACCCGAAACAUCGACCGGUUGCCCACCGCCGGAUUUGAAGAUUUCCCGACCCCGCAAACAGUACGCUACCACCGAACCCCCGUUCGUCACGUUCGAGACGACGCAGAUCUAUCUGCCGCAAGAUUUCACCACCGCCGACUUUGAGCUGGUCGAGGCGGGCAAGUCGGGUACGAACGCCCUGCGCAGCCAUGCCGAGACCGGUGGCCAGAGUGGGUCCUCCUCCUCUUCCCUGCACGGCGGCGGCGGCUCCCACGACACGUCCUUCUGGUGGGAGCUGGGCAUCCAAAAUGCGGAGGUGCGCGAAUCCUUAGCGGCCGCCUCGUUUCCCGCCCGCUCCAAGCGCGCGACGGUGCCGAGUCAGCGGCAGCGGCAGCAUAACCACCACCAUCACCACCGUCGGCGCCGUCGGUCAUCGUCGGGACCGCACGACCACCUGCUCAACCUGGAGGAGCUGUCGCCGGCCAUCGUGAUCAAUAACAUCUUCAACGAGAACGACAGCGACCACAGCGUGUACGAUAAUCUGUUCCUCAACAGCGGAGCGCCGGACGCGGACGAGGUGGACGAGCGGGAGGCCGAGAACGGACCGGACGCGGGGCAGUAUCUGGACAAGAACGAGAUCGAGGGCGAAGAGAUCAUCGUCGAGAUGGGCGACAAUGGGAGCAUCAUCCGCCGGCGGGUGAAGCGCAAAUCGGGCAAGACGACGGGUGCGCUGAGCCGCGCCAAGGCGGGCAGCGGUGGUGACGGUGGCAGCAAGAGCAUCGCCCGACAUCAUAAGCAAGAUCAAACGAGUGCGGACGGCCUGGAAGCGGUCGAGCUUGCCGAGGACGGUACUGCCGGAGGUGGCGGUGACCAGCAUCAGCCGGGCGGGGGUGGCCGGGGCCAGGUCCGGGUGAAGCGCAAGUCGGGCAAAGCGACCGGUGCGCUCAGCCGGCCGAAGGGGGCCAGUGACAGUGGCAGUAAGAGUAUUAGUCGCAAUGCCAACAAAGGGCAGUACGAUGAGGAUGGCAGCUACGUGCCGCCGCUUCCCGACUCGGCCGAAAACCCCGACCGGGAGGACAAGGAAAGCGAGGAGGUCGACGAAAGCCCGGAGCUGCACCAGUUCCGGGAGGUGUCGGAGGUGCGCUUCCCGGGCGAGGUCGGACCGCUCGGCGGGCACCGGCUGUGCAAGAUCCAGUGCAUCCGGGGCCACUGGGUCGGUCCGCUCUGCGCGAUGAACGAGCACGAGCAGGACGAGCACGGCCAGCUCAAGUUCGAGCCGCUGUACAAGCGGUGCGUCGUCGAUCACAUCCCGCCCCAUCUGCUGCUGAGCUACAAGAACGUGUCGGUGGUGAGUAAAUGGACCAGCGCCAGUGCUGCUACUUCACGCUUGAACCCAUCUUCACUCUCUGUCUCUCUCUCCAAUCCACUCCCCAUGCAGACACUCGGCUGGGAUCUGCCCCACGGACACACGCUCCAGGCACGGUGCCGUGAUCUGGGCCUGUACAAGCUGCUCGGCGAGUCGAAGGUCCUCUGCUCGAACGGGCUGUGGGCACCGAAGAUGCCGUCCUGCGUACCGACGACGCUGCUAACUAAUUACUCGGACGACAGUCCACCGUCGAUCCGCAUCAAGGUGGGCGUUGGAUCGGCCGCGUACGAACCGUCGGGCGUGCUGGCCGUGCUGCCGACCAGCACCAUCCAUCUCGACUGCAUGUAUCCGCGCCGCCGCGGCUCACCGGAAUGGACCUGGACCGGUUGGUUCCGGCAGUAUCUCACCGGCUGGUCAGCGGUACCGGAGGAGAAGGCAUCUCGCUAUCGGCUCACGAUUAAGGACAUACAGAAUCAGGACUCGGGCACGUACACGUGCGCUUCCCCCCGUGGGCUAACGAACAGUAUCGUCAUCGUUGUGGCCGUGUCCCAGUGUGCCGCACUGACGGAGCCGAACCCACCGCUGUCGCUGCGGCUCGAGGGCAUCAAACUGGGUCAGCGGGCGCUGUACCGGUGUCCCCUGGGUUACAUGCUGCAGGGAACGGCCAACGCGACCUGUCUCGCUUCCGGAAACUGGUCAUCGCCGACGCCCACCUGCCAUCCGAUCCAGUGUCCCCCGCUGUUCCUGGAGGAUCCGCACCUCAGCCUGGUCGAGCUGAACACGUCCGCCUGGGGCCGGGCAGUGUUCCGCUGUGCCUGGGGCUACCGGCUAAGCGGCCCGCCCGGACUGGAAUGUGAACCGAACGGACACUGGAGUGGACCGAUACCGCGCUGCCGUGCCAUUCAAUGUCCACAGCCACUGGUUCCAAUAAACGGCAGAAUCGACGGCACCAGUGGCCUGACGACGUUCGGUCAGCGACGCUAUGCGGUCGGGGCACUGGUAACGUUCAGCUGCACCGAGGGUCAUCUUCUCGUCGGCGAGGCGUCAAUUGUCUGCACCGAAACCGGAUUCUGGUCACACCCGCCCCCGUUCUGUAAAGCGCAGUGUCCGUAUCCCGGCGAUCCACCGAAUGGUCUGAUUGCACCGCUGAAGUUCCACUACGAUCCGGGAGACUACCUGACCGUCCAGUGCCGGCCGGGCUUCGUCGAGCACGGUGCGAACGGUGGCCCCCCGGAACGUCCCCGCUGUACGCCCGAGGGCGAUUGGUCCGGGCCGGUGCCGCAGUGUCGAAGCUACGAAGAGAUUUAAGCGUAAGGCAAGGAAGCAAGCAAGGAAAAUCACCGGAAUUUCUCGUUCGAUAACCAUCUCGCAGGCAGCCCCUACAUUACCCCUUAUCGAGAGAUCGUUAACGACAUGUGUGCGUGUGUGUGUGCGUGAGAGAAUGAUAGCAAGGAUAAGGGAUGAUGUGUGAUUGCAAUCGAAAUUAAAAAGAGAAAAACUUCCCAAUAAUUACAGGCGCACAAGAGAACCCCCCCUUCUCCCCCUCCGUUCCAAACAAAAAAGAAGACACACACACACACACUGAAGAAGUGUCGAUUUAAAAGUCCUUGUGAUAAAAAGAAAUUACUUUUCUUUCCCACGUCGAUGGUAAUGAGCAAUGGAAUAUAGGGGAUUGGAACGACCAUGCAUUAUUGCCAAUCGGGUCAAAUCGGUGGCAUCGCCGGAAGAAAUUAAACAAAAAAAAGAAACCAAACCAAGGAGGCCACUACUCCACAUUGAAGUUCGCCUUCACCUUAACGAGUAAAAAGAAGAAUGAAAAAAAACAUUGAAAAAACCAAUAAUUAAAGAAAAAACACACACUCAUGCAAAAAUCUACUUAUACAUAUUUAUAAAAGUACAAGUUUAACAUACACGACGAACAACAAGGAGGAGGUGGUGUCACAGUUUGCUCGGAGAGUUGCGCACCGGUCCCUUGCCGGGACAUAGGGGUACCGGGGUACAAGUUGCGGAAAAUGGGGCGGGUGGCCGGCCGUGCGUUCCAUUAGUAUCUUGAUGAAUAGUGCCACACACCUAUAUACACACACACACAAAAGCACUGCUAUUCAACAGCAACGCAACAACAUCUCCCCCUGUUCGUAACUGUUAAAGAAUCGAGUGAACCUGAAAAAACAGGUGAAGCCUCAACAGGCCGAAUGUACGACUACUCAUUAAGGCUAAAACAGUCUCAAAAACAGGCAGGGCAAAAAGGGGGCAAAUGGGUUGAGCGUGUAGGUGGACUGAACUGAGCGUAUGUUUUUUUGUUGUUGUUGCAGAAUGAAGCAAACAACCCAUAUGAGAGGACAAAAGGGCAUAAAAAAUCGCUGUACACACACACAACCACAAACACUAGCAUUGCUCCUUUUUAGAAUACCCUCCAACACUUACCCCUUUUAGUCGGUUUUAAGACGAGAAUGGUACAGUUUAUUACAUCAACCUGCAUACUUAUAUAGUCAGAUGCAUAUUUUAAAUAUUAAAAAAAGGAAGAAAGAGAGAAAUAAGGGGUAGCAACAGCACAUCUACGAUGGAAAAGAUGAUUCAAGUGGGGCAUAACGAAGUGCGUGUUAAAGCACACUGCAUACAUCGAGGCGCAUAAAACAAAGUGUGACGAUUGCCUACAUUCAGGAGCAAAAGAAGCACGAAAGCACAAAAUGAAGCCAUUGCUCUCGCGUACAUUUGUUUGACGACUUCCGCCCCGUAACUAUCACCAUUUCAACUAAUCAAACAGCAAACAAACUGGAAAAUCACUUCUCAUCCGCCCCUUGCUUGCGUUUAUUACACUUACACGCGUAAGCUACAGAAAAAAAACCAUAUCAGCAUAACGGACGAUAUCAGACUAUUAAAACGAAUAUACGAAACCACAACUUGCAAGCAAGCAAUGUAUAAACUGGCUUCAACAUAAUUGUGUUUUUGUUUGUGUGUGAGUGCCGGGGGGCUACCCAAUCUUAAAUUAGUGUAAUAUAAAGAAAGCGCAACAGCCUCUUCACAAUGCUAUACAUAUUUUAUCUUUACCCCAAAGAACAUACAAGCAGAAACAACAACUAAAACCAUAUCUCUCUUUAACAAACACACACACACACACACACACACGCGAAAGCUACUAACAACACACUCUAUGCUGACUGUCACGAUCGGCUGUAUGUAUGAACCUUGAGCAGAACCCAGAAUCAAAAUGUCUACACACAAACUAGAAGAAAAAAACCCAGUAAACCCCGAUGCGAUUAGUUUAAUGCAAAAAGGAUACAUAUUUACAAGCAAAGUCUAAAGCGAACAGUGCAGCAGAAGAAAUACAUCAUCGAGGAGUAGGAACGGAAUUAGUACACGCGAAAAUAGAAGCCUAAAACCUCUAGGAAAAGAGAAAAAAGGGGGAAUCAUCGGGAAGUGUGUGUGCAACACAACCGGCAACGGGAUUAUAUCAGCAACCUUCCUAGUACGACACGUUACACUUCGGAAGCGCCUUUCAUACGCACUCAUUAAGGCUCCGACUGUAAAGUGAGUGGUGGUGUUAAAAUCAGAAAAGGCAGGAACCUCAUUAGUGUGAGAGUGCAGUGUGGUGUUGUUGGUUUGAGGAUUUCAGUUCCUUUGAAACGCAUCCAACCGUUGCUGUUGUGCAGUGCGUUAAGCUCUUGCGUCCCGUUGCCCUGGUAACGCACGUGGUUUUGAAGCGCAUUUGAUCGAAUGCGCGUGGAGUGUGGUGUUUUUAAUUGGCCUCACGAUGAUUACAGUGCUGGUGGGUGUGAAUGCAUGGCAAGGCAUUACAUUACUUACGUUUGUUGUCAACUUGAUAUUGAAUCACUUAAAUUAAGCUUAAAUCAAGCACCCUCCAACACACACACACUCACGCA
This is a messenger RNA of Anopheles coluzzii, 6343 nucleotides long. Its product is annotated as locomotion-related protein Hikaru genki-like. The record is from RefSeq and is a predicted model, not a curated record. Lineage: Eukaryota; Metazoa; Arthropoda; Insecta; Diptera; Culicidae. Bases 882 to 3770 code for a protein of 962 amino acids. The transcript has 11 exons.